AUGGAAUUAGAUAAAUAAUAUGAGCUUAAUCCAGAAGAUAUAGAUACAAUUUUUAGAGCCAUAAAAAAUAACAUUGAAUAAAAAAAGGAUGAUCUAGAUUCGACUCUUCCUUUACUUAUAGCAAAAUACAAACAUUAUUAGCUUUAAGAUAAUGAUAAAAAGUUUUAAUUAUUCUAACAACAGAUUGAUCCACCGAUUCCAUACAAGAGUUUCUGAAUUGUUUGAAAAAUGCAAGAAUCAAAAUUCUAUUGACUAUAUUCUAAGUAUUAGGGAUAUCCUAAACUAUGAUUGCUCAGAUUUUAAUUUUAUACUUAAAAAAAUUCAUAAAAAGUUUGAGUUGGUUAUGUAGGAAAAUAUUGAAGAAUCAAAUUAAACUUUUGUCAAGAAACCAAUUCCAUCAUGGCAGUUUAAUAUUCAAGACAAUAAAUGUCUAUUUCAAUUUUAUGAUUAAGAUUUCUGGAAACUGUACGAUAUAAUGUAAUUAUAAAAGUAAUAACACAUCUUAAAAUUAGAUAGUAUUGUUCAAAUCUAAUUAUAUUUCAUUAAGCGAGGCAAGAAAAUAGCGAAAGAUUAUAUAAUUAAAGUUUAGAAAGGAAUAAACGAAUUAACUCAAUUUAACUUUAGCCUAAUUUUGAAAUGAAUAUUUUAUUAGAAAGGGCUUAAUAGCUGAAGAAUCUACAAAUAAAUAAUCCUUUAUCAACAUAAUACAUAAAUAAAACUAUUGUCAUGUUUCGAAAUCCAAGUCCAAAUAAAAAUCUAUAUAGAAAUAAUAAAUAUUCAUUGUCAAUAAGUCCAAAAAAAACAUAAAAUAAAGAUCCAAAGAAUUAAAAGAUUGAUAUUCAAAGUAUUUUUGAUUCAGAUAACAUUAAUCUGUAUGUUAAUAAUUGCAAGUUGUCUCAAAAUAAGAAUAAGCAAGUUUUGCAUAAUGAUAAAUAUAUUUAGAUCAUAAAUGAAUCAUUUAAAUAAAAAAAUAAAUUGAAAAUAUUUUAAGAGAAUUGUAGUCCUCAAAAAAUAGAUAAUAAGUAAGAUUUGUUUCUUCCAAAAAUUAAAUCUCCUCAUUCAUUCGAGUAAAAAGGUAUAAAGAUAAGAUAUUUAAGAUAAAACAAAUAUAAUUUUAAAUUCGUAAAACAAUGA
Molecule: messenger RNA, 1134 nt
Organism: Paramecium sonneborni
Lineage: Eukaryota; Ciliophora; Oligohymenophorea; Peniculida; Parameciidae
Source: the annotation of a GenBank genome assembly